Messenger RNA from Racocetra fulgida, 1230 nucleotides. The record is from the annotation of a GenBank genome assembly. Lineage: Eukaryota; Fungi; Glomeromycota; Glomeromycetes; Diversisporales; Gigasporaceae.
AUGGACCAAGCCGUAUACGAAGUUCUUUCACGCGUUCUUUCACCAGAUCCCAAUGUACGAAUGUCGGCUGAGCUAAGACUGAAAGAACUAAUAAUUAAUUUAAAAAAUUAUGUGGUUUCGCAUUGGUCUUCUACCUCAGAAACGUUUGCAGGGGUAGAAGCUACUGAUGAGGCAUAUGUUAUAUCAAAAAUUGCACAUAAUGAUUGGCCUGAUUAUUGGCCUGACCUCUUAGACUUAUUGAUAUCGCUUUUAAAAACCGGUUCACCAGAGCAAGUGCAUGGUGCGAUGAGAGUUAUGACCGUUACUAAGUUUUUGGAAAGGUUUAUUCUUAUAGAACGCGUGGACGCAACAGAAUCGUUUCUAAUGGCACCCGUCAUUCCAGAUUGGUUACAAAUUUUUAUCACCAUUUUGAAGCAACAUACUACAGACAAUGAAGAACGUGAAUUUGAAGAGUAUGGUUUAAAAUUGGAAGUUGAAACCUGGUUAGCAGAUGCUAAUCAAUUUGUUGCUGAUGAUGAUGAUGAGACAUUCAACUUCACCGUUAGGGUUGCGGCAGGGGAUCUCUUAGAAUUUCCUGAAAAAACGCUGCAAGCUCUCGCUGAAACAACACAACACCUUAUCGAAGAAUCUAAUAUAGCUCGUGCUGCAGCUGUAGGAUUUGUUUCUAAUGAACUCACAACAGCUUUGCAAGAUAAUACUCCCAAAGUUAAAUUUGACCUGCCUGGACUAUUCGAGCAUGUAGUUUUUGGCCAUUUGACCGCAACAGGUAGUCAAUAUGCAACACUGUUACCUGGUGAACUUGCAUCGCGCUACGUAUCUGAAGCUGUCUGUGCAAUCCAAGGGAUUGGUGCUAUACCUGUGAAAGUAUCUGCUUUACGAGCAUUGCAGAAUUUCUGUCGUCAUUUGGACGUUCAAUAUGUGGCACCGUUUCAAUCCAAUAUAAUCGAAAGUGUUGCAAAUCUUUUGAAUGUUGUAUCAGAAGACUCGCUAAUACUCGUAUUAGAAACACUUGAAGAAGCCAUCAAAAUUAUCAAAUUACUUUUAUCAGAUCUUCAAAAUGCAACAGAAGGAGACAACCUAAAGCGUUCUGAAUUAGAUGAUAUUUUAGACGAUGAGGAGGCUAUUGAGACUGAUGAUGACGAUGAUGAAUGGGAAGAUGUCGAAGAGCCUUCUCCAUUUGCUCCUUCGGAAGAUUACAUUGUCCUUUCAGGUAAUAAUUUGUGUAAAUAA